Molecule: messenger RNA, 2275 nt
Organism: Talaromyces proteolyticus
Lineage: Eukaryota; Fungi; Ascomycota; Eurotiomycetes; Eurotiales; Trichocomaceae
Product: putative deoxyribodipyrimidine photo-lyase Phr1
Exons: 2
Coding region: 170-1963 (597 amino acids)
Biological process (GO): entrainment of circadian clock by photoperiod; circadian regulation of gene expression
Cellular component (GO): cytoplasm; nucleus
Molecular function (GO): DNA binding; FAD binding
Source: RefSeq, a predicted model, not a curated record
GUCUCUUCUUCAGUCGCUUCCUUACUUAUUUUUUGGCUUAAAAUGGCCCAUUCUAGGUGAUGAGGAUUCUAUAGCGAUCAAUUCUCUUGCCGUUGUUUGAUUUUCAAUUUAUUCAAACUGAGGGAGCUAUCAAGUCAGUUGUAACUCUUCGACUCGAGUAAUACGAAAGAUGCCUCCCAGAAAGCGCAAGUCACCAGUCUCAUCUAAUACAGAUGCCUCGUCAGCUGCGAAACGAAGCAAUACGUCCAGCUCUAAUACACAGAAUGGUCAGUCGAACGCCAGUAUCAGCACUCCUCAUCCCAGCGCACAGCAGACCGAGGAUUUUGGUAUCGUCCUGCGGGAGUUUUAUCCGCCAGAGAUGAGCAACUCACGCUGCGAAGCUUACAGCAAUGGGACGCUUGAGCGACCGAUUGAUACUCUCAACAAGGCUUACGCAGAAACCGAAGAUGCGCGCAAGGCCGUCAAGCCGAAGAAUGCGGUUGUGCAUUGGUUUAAGAGCGAUCUGAGAUUGAAAGACAACCGUGCAUUGACCUUGGCUUAUGAGACUGCGAAAAAACAUGAUAUUCCGUUGGUAUGUUUAUAUAUACAGUCACCGCAGGAUUGGACAGCGCAUUUGACCAGCCCGGCGCGGGUUGAUUUCACGCUUCGUAAUCUAGAAGUGCUGAAGCAGAAGCUUGCGCAGCUUGAUAUCCCUCUUUAUAUGGAAACUCAAGAAAAGCGCAGAAAUGUACCAACUCGGAUAGUGGAACUAUGUGAGCAAUGGGGAGCUAGCAAUUUGUUCGCCAAUAUCGAGUAUGAAGUGGACGAGCUGAGACGUGAAGCUAAACUGGUAAAACUAUGCAGUGACAAGGGAAUUGCUUUUGAAGCUGUUCAUGAUUCCUGUGUUGUCGUUCCUGGAGCUUUGGAGAGCCAACAAGGUAAACAGUAUGCAGUAUAUACCCCGUGGUAUCGGUCAUGGAUAACAUAUCUUCACGAGCAUUCAAGAAACUUGCUUAUAGUGGAUGAACCGGGGAAGAACACUGGAAACGCACGGUCGCACUUUAAGGAUCUUUUUGAUAGCCCGGUUCCAGAUGCACCACAGAACAAGCGUCUCGGAAACAAGGAGAAGCAGCGGUUCAAGGAAAUGUAUCCUGAAGGCGAAGACGAGGCGAUCAAACGUUUGGACAAGUUUAUGGAAACCAAGGUCAAGGAUUAUGAUAAGAUGCGAAGCAUGGUCUCUGGACAAACUACCUCGAUUCUCAGCCCUUAUUUUGCAGCCGGUAUUUUGAGUGCUCGAGUAUCUAUCUCCAAGGCAAAGGAUGCCAAUGGAGGGUACCUAGAUGGAAAGAAUGCUGGGUUAGCAACGUGGAUUAGCGAAGUUGCCUGGCGUGACUUCUACAAGCAUGUCCUUGUGCAUUGGCCGUUCAUCUGUAUGAACAAAUGUUUCAAGCCCGAAUUCACCAAUGUCGAAUGGGAAUAUGACGAGGAGCUCUUCAACCGUUGGACAGAAGGCAAAACAGGCUUCCCAAUCGUCGACGCAGCCAUGCGGCAUCUCAAGCACGAGGCAUGGAUGCACAACCGCAACCGCAUGAUUGUAUCUUCUUUUCUGUCAAAGGAUCUAAUGAUCGACUGGCGCCGUGGGGAACGGUAUUUCAUGGAAAACCUUAUCGAUGGCGACUUUGCGUCCAACCAUGGUGGGUGGGGGUUUGGAUCGAGCACGGGUGUUGAUCCACAGCCCUAUUUCCGUAUCUUCAAUCCCCUCUUGCAGAGUGAGAAGUUUGAUCCAAAUGGUGACUUUAUUCGUAAGUGGGUGCCAGAGUUGCAAGAAAUAAAGGAUAAAAAGUCCAUUCAUGAUCCGUAUGGAAGAGGCGCUGGGGCAGCAGCGCAGAAGGCUGGGUAUCCACGACCGAUUGUGAAUCAUUCGGAGAGUCGAGAUAGGGCCUUGCAGAGGUAUAAGGAGGGGAUUGCAAGCGGUAAGCCGUGAUUAUAAGUAGGUCAAGGUAGACUAAGUAGAGGAAUUAUGCGGUUUUACGUACGAUAUGUCGCUCAAAAAUACGUAACUGAUCGAUCGUGAGCUGAAUGACGAAUGUGCAACAUCUCUUGCACUCAGAGUGGGAUUUCCACUCAAAUAAAAGAUAAGAUAUUAUUCUUUUGUAACAACAUUCCUCUGUAGUAAUAGAUUUUGAGCACUUCAGCUCAAUAUGGAGAUUGAACCCAAUGCCGACGAAUGAGCAAAAGCGAACUCGCCAUUGUGAAAUGUCCAGGUUGGGUGUCUCCGGUAUGAACUAUCCUCCAC